Molecule: messenger RNA, 2570 nt
Organism: Aspergillus glaucus CBS 516.65
Lineage: Eukaryota; Fungi; Ascomycota; Eurotiomycetes; Eurotiales; Aspergillaceae
Exons: 2
Coding region: 120-2075 (651 amino acids)
Source: RefSeq, a predicted model, not a curated record
UUACAACGAUCAUAUCACUUUGCGUACAAUCGCGGAGUUGAUAGAGGGGAACCAGAAAAAGAAGCCAACACACCACCCACCAAACCCAUCGUCGGUUUGGCCACACCGUCACCAACGCCAUGUCUGCGUCACCACGCAAGCCCGGAACACCCAAAUCUUCGACUGCGGCGGAGAGCUCCUCGGCUAAUGGUUCGCCUUCGCGGAGUCAUACUCGAUCUCCCAGCGCCGCGACAAAUGGCUUGACUCGUACUCCCUCCGGCCGCCAACCCGUUUCUGCGCGUGCUGCUGCCCGAAGGCCAACCCGCUCCAAUCUCAGCAUGUCGUCGAGUAUCCCGAAAGUGAAUAAUGACCCGUCGGAGGAGGAGGCGCGGGCUCAGAAUGCCGCUCUCAUUGAGGACUUGAAGGAGCAGUUGCAGAAGGCGGAGACGGCCUCCGAGCAGUACCGGAAGCAACUCGGGGUCUUGCAGAUGAAACUUGACGAGGCGGUUAGCGAACAGGGGAAAUUAGAAGAUCAGUCUCACGAGAGGGAGAGCAAGAUUGAAGCGUUGAAUGGUGAGAUUCGUGAGCAUGUUCGCCAGAUCCGGGAUCUGGAGCAGUCUCAUGAAAUGGAACGGAACGCUAUGCUACAGGAGAAGGAACAGCAGGCCAGCCGCGAGGAGGAGAUGCAGGCUACUAUCCAACGAUUGAAGGAGUCUGUGGCACAGAAGGACAUGAAGAUUAAUGCUGAGAGUGGUAAGGAUGUGUCGCGCUCUUCUAGUUUCCGUAACCGGUCGUCCCCAGAAGUCGACGGACAGUUUGCGCCCUCGUCGCAACUCGAACGCAGCCCGUCGCGGAAUAACUCUAAGCUGCUCCUACAGAAGGACAAGUUGAUCGAGUCUCUCCGUCUCGAGCUGGCAGAGUCCCAGAUUAAGCUUGUGGAGAUGGAGAACAAGGGCGGUGGUCGUCAACGGGAACUCGAGAAGGAGCUCCUUGAGGCUCGCAUGGCCAAUGCUCGUCUGAUGGAGGACAACGAGAGCUACCAGUUGCUUCUGAGCGAGCGGACCCUCAACGGCGACUUUGCCAAGGGCGAGUUCAUGCGUGAACUUCACCCUGACACCCCUGAGCCAUCCGAGGCCGCCAACGAUUCAGGAAACAACCUGGGAUCCUUGGCUGAGGAGCUGGAAUCCAUGGACGCCAAGGCCGAAACGGACCACAUGCGCAAGCUCGAAACUGAGGUCCGCACCCUGAAGGACCAGAACAAGGCAUUGACCCUCUACAUCGAGCGCAUCAUCAGCCGCGUUCUUCAGCACGAGGGCUUCGAGACCAUCUUGGACAAGAACGAGAACGAUCCCCCGGCCAACGCGAAGCCGAAAAAUCCCAGCACCGAGAAGGAUCUCCCCCCGACCCCUCCUGAACACGACGAUAGCGGAGGGCAGUCCUUUCUUAAAAGAGCUAGAUCAGCUGUUGGACCGAAUCAGCCCCCGGCCAAACCUAGGUCCCGUCCAACUAGCGUUAUGCAACCACCUACAAGCAUCCCGUCAGGUCCUCCCACCGCUCACGAGAACCCAAAUACCGCACCUAGCAUCCCGCUCAACCGUGCCCAAUCCGUACGGCUUGGCCACCGUCGGGCUCGAUCUGACCAAGCAGAUGUCUCAGCCGCCACAGUCAUCGGCCAGAUAUAUCGCGGACGAAACUCCGGAGGUCCAGUGAGCCCCACAAUCAUGGGCCCCGGCUCCCGCCAGAGUCUCUUCGGCGGAAGUGUCAUGUCUUCGGGUAUGAGCAGCACUGGCCGUGCACCGUCACUGUCUAGUCAGCCCGAACGUAGCCGGUUGAGCAGCUCGGAAAGCGUCGCUAGCGACCUUCACGAGACCGCUUCUACUGGUGCAACUUCCAGCUCUCCUCGUUCCAGCAGCGGUAUGACCAACUACACCGGAGCGGUCAUGACCCAGAACAAGCUGCGUCCCUUGCGCUUGGUCAGUGAGACGCACAAGGCAGCUGAAGAAGAGGAACUUGCUCGCAAGAAGGCGAACCGGCAAAGCUGGAUCCCCUGGUUCAACCGUACGAACACGAACGAGUCCACGCAAUCCCCAACCUAAAGAUUACGUUUUGAUGCGGUCCGUUGAUGAUUGAUACAUUUACGCGUUUUAUUCGUUUUAUUCUAUUGGCUUUUCGAAUUUGAUAUGCCCACAUUUUUUCACUGUUAUCACGAUGUCUACCCCCUGCUGUACUUGAUCGAAGGUCAGGAAAGUUGGGACGUUAUUAUUGUUUUGGAAUACCCUGUUACUUACUCAUGGUUGCGAUGGUGCUGAGCCACUAUCAUAUGAUUCAUAUCCAUGCACAGGAGGAUUGUUUACGAUUGUCAAUUUUCUUUUGCAUUUUGACGAUGGAGACGCCACUUUUUCAUUGGAUUGUUGUCAUUAGAGUCGUCUUACGUUCUUUUUGAUAGACUCUUUUUGAUAGACUCUUUUUGAUGCUCCCCUGUUGCCGUUUAUCAGAUCAUAUGAAAUCCCUUUUGACGAACAUACGAAGUUAUUAUAUAUUGUUGUGGAUAGAUAGUUGAUAUUUUGCAGUAAUUAAAUCUCAGACUUGAC